GGGUAUCAUGAGUCGAGCGUUUUCCGCAUUAAAUUGAAGAAUGAAACGAAAGAAGAUUGAAGUAGUAAACAUCACGAAUUGAAGGAUCAUCAAUCAUAGACCGAACCCAUUAUAGAGGUCGAUGGAAAUAUGAAAGACGAUGGGUUUCUGGACACCCUGUGCGGCAGUGUGGCGGCGUAUGGGGCCAACGCGGCACCACCACCAGCAUGGACAUGGUGUGCGCAUGAGUUAUCCCGGUUCGAAGGACGCUGAGUGACCCUGCCCCCGCGCAAAACGACUCGUCCAUAGGAGAUCACGACAGCACACCAAGUGGGUUUUUAUGCCCAGCUGUAGAAGAUGAAAUGCAGCGCCCAAAGUCAACACAUACUGCGACAUUCGACGCUGCUGAAGUGCGAACAAAAGAAGUCACCGGGAGCAGCUGCCCAGUAAGACGUGGCAAAAAAGGAACUUCUACUUCACGAAGUAGCAGAAGAAGUGGCUUCUGCGACCACCACGACGCUCUCGUCGUAGGUCUAGCAGCACCGCAUCAGCGACGAAGAAACAAUUGGAUAUUGCGGGGCACCGAAGCAUCUUCAUCGCUCGGCGCACCCUCAAGAAAGAAGCUCGUGUCGUGCCGCAAAAAGUCCUCGUGGUGUACUACGAUACUGAGAACUACAAACAGACUACACGGCCAGCACACGGGAUAUUUUUUCACACCCUCGCGGUCCUCCUGCUCAUCAAGUUCCCGCCUAGAUUUGCUUUUUUCGACCGUGCUCCUCUUCGCAGUUCUUGUGAUGCUGCUGUUCAUCGACGAUCGGCCCGUGGUGCUCGCGCUGCAGCAGACCUACGGGCAGCGAAAAAAGCGGGGAAACCUGCGCGGGGCCUAUCGGUAUCUGGACGAUCAGGUAAAUAGCAAGAGGGCGACCGAAAACUCGGUCGUUGGCAGCAGUGUACCGCCAGGGGAUGAGCAGACAGGAAGUAAUAAAAAUGCUCAGGAUGAUCUUUCAUCUUCCGGCUCUGCCACAACAGCCGCUGACCCUCCGGACAAGGAAAUAUUAAGUGACAAGUUGUUGGAGCUGCAGGCGUCGGGCGAGUCCGACCACGUUGAAGAAGAAUUGCAGCAGUUCGAAACCGCCAACCAAGCCACAAGUAGUGGUGUGGGCGAAAACACGAGGCCGUCGUCAUUCGCGAGUUUGCGAGAGAAGCGACUACUUCCAGGCGAAAGAGCAGCGCUAUCAACAACUGAAGUAGAGAGUCCCCGCGUAUUCAGCGGAGGGAGCGCGUCGUCAAGUAGCAGCAGCAGAAAGUUGAAUCAGCUCCGGAACCAGAUUGCUGCGGACCAACUUGACGAAUUGUCUUCAACUGCAGCCUCCUCCGGAACCAGCUCCGCGGGCGAUCCACGACAUGCAUCUAGUUCUGGCACAGGAGAGGAUGCAGAAGUUAGGGAGCAGCUGCAGUUUGUGAACGACCAACGUGGCAAGCCGCUUGGCCCUGGUCGUACCGGCGAAAAUGGUGGUGCCGGCACUUCCUCUGAAAACGCAUUUUCUUUCGUGGAACUGGCACAACCAGCACAGGAUCGCCGUGCUACGGAGCCAUCUACCGCGACGGGGGGUGAAAAUGCGGUGCCAGAGGGGACGUCGUCUUCUGACGUUGAAGAAGAUGCAAAUGAGGCAACACGCAGAAAAACGAGAAGAAAAAGCGAAGACCUGGCUCCGAAGGCCGGCGCUCCUGCUCGAAAGCACCCGAGGAGCCCAAACAGGCGUACUUCCUCAGCAAUGCAAGUCAGACAGGUACAGCAAGAAGUUUUGUGCUUGUUCGAAAUUGCGGCUUCAUCUUCGUGUUGCAAUUUUGUCUUUACGCUUUUACUCUUCACAACACGGAUACGUACAUGAUUUGCGUGACUGACACUUUUGUACACAGAACAAUGAUUGAAGUUGUUAGUACCAGACGAAUGCUCUUCACGGCAACAAACCUCCCAACGCAGGGCGCAAGCACGAGCAGGAACCAGCACGACGAACAAGACUCCACCGUGAGCAAGGCGGACGGGGACCCAAGUAGCAUGAUGCAGUUGCGAAACCUGAGCGAGGAAAAGGAGGAAGAAAUACUGCAAAGAGCCGCGGAGGGUUACUGGUCCGACUCACCACGGAAUAUUGAAGGCGCUGGUGCAACAUCGUCAAAAUCGUCCUCUUCGGCGGGCAGUAGCAGCGCCCUGCAGUUAGCGGAGCAGGAGUUGAAGCGAGAGUAUGAAGACGCGGCGUACCAGCACGAGGAGCACCGACAGCACCAUCACCAGCACGCGGCAGCGCGCAGUAAAGUUCAAGGUAAACCGAAAUCCAAAGAGAAAGGUGACUCUAAAUCCAAAGCGAAGAAAAAGAAGAAGGAGAAGGAGGGAGAACCAGUAGAGGAAACACCUCCAUCCGAGGCGGAGGCUGAUGCAGCUCCGGAGCAAAAGAAAGAGAAGACAAUGAAGAAGAAGAAAACAGAGGAAACACCCCCACCCGAGCGGGAGGUUGAUGCAGCUCCGGAGCAAAAGAAAGAGAAGACAAUGAAGAAGAAGAAAACAGAGGAAACACCCCCACCCGAGCGGGAGGUUGAUGCAGCUCCGGAGCAAAAGGAAGAGAAGACACGAAAGGAGAAGAAAACAGAGACGGCACCAGCAGGAGAAGCACCUGGCGAGGGGGAAACUGCAGCGCCGACCACGGAAGCGCCGAUCACGAAGGCCGCAGGGGCCACAUCGGAUGAAAAAGCUGCCGCUACAACGGGAGCGCCUGCAACGGGAGCUGACAAAACAGAAGCGGCUGCAACGUCAACGGGAGCGGCUGCAGCGGGAGCUGACAAAACAGAAGCGCCGACCAAGGAUGAAGGAGCGUCGGCCACAACAGAUGCGCCCGCGCCGACCACCGGCGACACGCCAACGACCGCCGCGGUCACAACCACACCCGCGACGACAACAGCGGAAGAGGAUAGUGACGCAGACGACUUCACCGUCCCUCAGCAGUGGCUGGUUACAGAAGCGGCGGUCACCACACCUUAUCGGAGUGCAAAAAGUCCCCACGGCCCCAUAGAUACGUACAACAACUGAGAGGACAUUUGUAUUGCUGGCGUGAUUUCAGAUCACAGACAAAUUAUUAAGCUGCCAUGCUAGAAGAUGAAACAAAGGAUGUACAGAUUUUUCUGAAUGUAUUUCUUUUCGGCACGGAUAGCGUAGCAAAUUGCUACUGGCCACGAUGAUCGACGACGCGCAGUGGUUUGUCUCUGUGGCUUCUAGCUAAAACACAGGUGAUGAUUUGUCCUGAGCGCAGAUAUAAUCCUGUUGAACAAUCUCGGGCUGGGAGAUUUUUCCGCCCAACACGCCAAGACCGAGCACGACGCGCCUGCCGCAAGCCAACGAAAAAGCGGUGCAGACCGCCUUCGAGAAAGAUGCCGAGAAGCUGCUCGAAAAAAUCGGGCUGGGAGUUGUACUUGCUGAUGCUACUACCUUUUUCUCCAGUUUCUCAAUGUGCGCGCAUCCUUUAGGGAUUGCAAAGGCGAAGCAUGUCGCGGUUACAAUCAAUCGAGAAUCUUUCAACAAUUUUUUCUUGCAAUUAGAUGGCGCCACAUUGUCUUUGAUUUUGUUCCGCAUCCAGCCUUGCCACAUGAGAUGAAGGUGAUGAUCGAUGAAUUGAGAACAACAACAAACCUCUUCUAACAGACGCCCGGGAACAUCGGGAAUCUGA
Molecule: messenger RNA, 3695 nt
Organism: Amoebophrya sp. A120
Lineage: Eukaryota; Dinophyceae; Syndiniales; Amoebophryaceae
Source: the annotation of a GenBank genome assembly